AUGCAUAGGUUUAAAUUUAUAAAAAAUUGGAAUUUUAGAAAAUUUGGUAAAUUAACAAAUUUCCAAAAUUCCAAAAUAAACUAUCGUUAUAUUAGCAGUAGUGAGAAUGCAAAUUUGAAAAAAAAUAUAGUAAAUAAAAAUAAUGAUGUAAAUAAUAAUAUUAAAACAGGAAAGAUAUCCCAAGUAAUAGGAGCUGUUGUAGAUGUAGAAUUUGAAGAUACUCCUCCAGCUAUUCUAAAUGCAUUGGAAGUAGAAAUAGAUAACAAGAAGUUGAUUUUGGAGGUAGCUCAGCAUUUAGGUAACAAAGUAGUGAGAACAAUAGCAAUGGAUGCUACAGAUGGUUUAGUAAGAGGACAACAAGUAAAGGAUAGUGGAAAGCCAAUAUGUGUACCUGUAGGAAAGGAAACAUUAGGUAGAAUUAUGAAUGUUAUUGGUGAACCAAUAGAUGAGUGUGGUGAUAUUAAAAAUAAAAAAUUUUUGCCAAUACAUAGAGAUCCUCCACUAUUUACUGAUCAAAGUACAGAACCUGCAUUGUUAAUAACAGGAAUUAAAGUUGUAGAUUUAAUAGCCCCAUAUGCAAAGGGAGGAAAAAUAGGUCUUUUUGGUGGUGCAGGAGUAGGAAAAACAGUCUUAAUUAUGGAAUUAAUUAAUAAUGUUGCAAAAAAACAUGGUGGUUAUUCUGUUUUUGCUGGAGUGGGAGAAAGAACAAGAGAAGGAAACGAUUUAUAUCAUGAAAUGAUAACAACUGGAGUUAUUAAAAAAAAAAAAAUAGGAAAUGAUGAAUUUGAUUUUAGUGGUUCUAAAGCUGCAUUAGUCUAUGGUCAAAUGAAUGAACCUCCAGGAGCUCGUGCUAGAGUUGCAUUAACAGGUUUAACUGUUGCUGAAUAUUUUAGAGAUGAAGAAAAUCAAGAUGUGCUAUUAUUUAUUGAUAAUAUUUAUAGAUUUACUCAAGCAGGAUCAGAAGUAUCUGCCUUAUUAGGUCGUAUCCCAUCGGCUGUUGGUUAUCAACCAACUUUAUCUACUGAUUUAGGUGCAUUACAAGAAAGAAUUACUACAACCAAAAAUGGAUCAAUUACAUCUGUUCAGGCAGUAUAUGUACCAGCAGAUGAUUUGACAGACCCUGCACCUGCAACUACUUUUUCACAUUUAGAUGCAACAACUGUCUUAUCAAGAUCUAUAGCAGAAUUAGGUAUAUAUCCUGCUGUGGAUCCUUUAGAUUCUACAUCUCGUAUGUUAACACCUGAUAUUGUUGGUGCAGAUCAAUAUCAAGUUGCAAGAAGUGUUCAACAAAUAUUACAAGAUUAUAAAUCACUUCAAGAUAUUAUUGCAAUUUUAGGUAUUGAUGAAUUAUCAGAACAAGAUAAGUUAACAGUUGCUAGAGCUAGGAAAGUUCAGAGAUUUUUAUCUCAACCAUUUGCUGUGGCUGAAGUUUUUACUGGAAAACCAGGAAGAUUUGUGGAAUUAGAAGAUACAAUUAGUGGCUUUUCUGAGCUCCUAAAAGGUAACUGUGAUGAUCUACCAGAAAUGGCUUUUUAUAUGGUUGGUGGUUUGGAUGAAGUUAAAUCAAAAUCAGUUCAAAUGGCAAAACAGUUAUCAUAA
This is a messenger RNA of Plasmodium gallinaceum, 1599 nucleotides long. Its product is annotated as ATP synthase subunit beta, mitochondrial, putative. Gene Ontology annotation, biological process: proton motive force-driven mitochondrial ATP synthesis; proton transmembrane transport. The coding region runs from base 1 to 1599 and encodes 532 amino acids. The record is from RefSeq and is a predicted model, not a curated record. The transcript has a single exon. NCBI's taxonomy places the organism in Eukaryota, Apicomplexa, Aconoidasida, Haemosporida, Plasmodiidae. Gene Ontology annotation, molecular function: ATP hydrolysis activity; ATP binding; proton-transporting ATP synthase activity, rotational mechanism.